AUGGACAAAAAGCCGUGUAAUAGUCAAGAUGUCGAGGUUAGGAAAGGCCCUUGGACCAUGGAAGAAGAUCUCAUUCUCAUCAACUACAUUGCUAAUCACGGCGAGGGCGUUUGGAAUUCCCUCGCUCGAUCUGCUGGGCUAAAAAGAACGGGAAAGAGCUGCAGAUUGCGAUGGUUAAAUUAUCUUCGACCUGAUGUUAGACGAGGAAAUAUAACUCCGGAAGAGCAACUCUUGAUCAUGGAGCUUCAUGCUAAGUGGGGAAACCGGUGGUCGAAAAUCGCAAAGCAUCUACCGGGAAGAACAGACAACGAAAUCAAGAAUUUCUGGAGGACCCGAAUUCAGAAACACAUGAAGCAAGCGGAGAGCACGAACCAAAUGGGCGGGAUGAGUUCCGACGGCUGCACGAGUAACGGAACGGCGUCGGUCACGGCGGAUCAUAGAGUCCAAGCGUACUCUCCGACCGCCGCCAACUCCGGCUUCGCCGGAAACGUGGAAACUGAGUUUCACGGCGGCAUUUUUCCGGCGACGGAAUCUAAUGACAAUAUGAUUUGGAGCGUAGAUGAUCUAUGGUCUAUGCACUUGCUUAAUGGAGACUAGAAUAGACACACAUAUAUAUAUAUAUAUAAAUAUAUAUGGGUUAUAUUCAAUAUACUAAUGUUAAAUAAAUUAUUGAUAAAAAUACUUUAUAAUUAUGGGUUCAUG
Messenger RNA from Andrographis paniculata, 702 nucleotides. Its product is annotated as MYB-like transcription factor EOBII. The record is from RefSeq and is a predicted model, not a curated record. Gene Ontology annotation, biological process: regulation of DNA-templated transcription. Lineage: Eukaryota; Viridiplantae; Streptophyta; Magnoliopsida; Lamiales; Acanthaceae. Gene Ontology annotation, cellular component: nucleus. The coding region runs from base 1 to 597 and encodes 198 amino acids. The transcript has 3 exons. Gene Ontology annotation, molecular function: DNA-binding transcription factor activity; sequence-specific DNA binding.